This is a messenger RNA of Leptosia nina, 2532 nucleotides long. Lineage: Eukaryota; Metazoa; Arthropoda; Insecta; Lepidoptera; Pieridae. The record is from the annotation of a GenBank genome assembly.
AUGCCUGUCACUCGCUCACAAGAAAACUUGCUAUCAAGAAAGGAAAGCGACGAGUCGUCACAAUCUAUGAGCGCCGAACGGCUCACCGCGACGACCACAGCUACUACAAUGGAGGAAGUGACGUCACACACCCGCAGUACAUCUAGCCAAAGGGAGCAGGCAGCAAUGAAGACGCUGGUUCCAGAGGGUUCAACCCGGCUAGCGAGGUCACAGCGAUCAAGUUUAACGCGUCGGCGGGAACUAGAAGCGCAAGAGGAAUUGGCUCGCCUCGAGCUUGAACAAGCCGAGGCAGCAGCGCGACUCGCUCGUAUUCGCCUCGAGAGACUGUGUGAAGAAGACGACGAUUCUAUAAUUGAGGAGAACGUCGAAGAAAGAAACAAUGACCAUACCAGUUAUACUCAAAGGACGGCGAUCAAUUGCGAAGAUCGAAAAUCGGACAUAGGCAUUUUAGCUGACGCGCUGAAGCAGGCAAUAACGCAUGCAAACCCUACGCCGCAGACUAAAUAUGUGUACGAGUUGCCGACUUUCGACGGAGAUAGCAGAGAAUGGACUGCCUUUCGAGUAGUGUAUGAAGAGACACAACCGAUGUUUUCGGAGAUGGAAAACAUAGCCCGUUUAAGAAAAGCUAUACAGGGAAGCGCGAGAGAGACCUUGAAAUGUCUACUUUAUUCAGAAAGCACGCCCACAGAGAUAAUGGAAGCGCUUAGUCGUCGCUACGGACGGCCGGAUGCGUUAGUGUUGGCAGAGCUGGAUAAAAUGAAAAAACUUUCGCGCAUUGGAGAAAGCCCGCGUGAUAUAUGCACAUUCGCAAGUCAGAUUUGCAAUAGUGUAGCGGCCAUUAAGGCAUUGAAGAAGCCGCGGUAUCUCCAUUCGCCAGAGCUUGUGAAAGAAAUAAUCGACAAGAUGCCGUCGAUAUUAAGAUUCCGGUGGUACGACUUCAUUGCCGAAUCAGAAGAGGAUUCAUUAUCAAGUUUGACGCAUGUUAGUGAAUUUCUUAACAAAGAAGCGGAUAAGUGCGCAGCGUUUGCGACGUUAGAGGAGCGCAAGCCAAUCAGAAGGCAGCAAACACACAGCGCAUAUAACGUUGUUGGCAAUGAAGGCAGAAUAAUACCAUGCCCACUCUGUUCCGGGGAUCACGCACUAUCAGAGUGCUGCCGUUUUGAAGAGGCCUCGGUGCAAGAGCGAUGGGACAUAGUUAAGCAAAAUCGAAUUUGCUUUAAAUGCUUAAAAGGAAAGCAUAAUAAGGAGGUGUGCAAGAAACCGCCGUGCAAAGUGUGUAAAAGGUUGCAUCACCCAAUGCUACACGUGUCGAAGACAGAGAUAGCGCAUUCCAGUUCAGUGAAAGGGACAGCAAAUAAUAUAACGAAUACGGCAACACGUGCACGAGCACUUUUGAAAAUAACACGUGUUGAAGUUUAUGGACCCAAGGGCUCUAUGAGCAUUCUAGCUCUUAUGGAUGAAGGCUCUACAUUGACACUAUUAGAUUCAUCAGUGGCAAAAGAGCUGGGUCUGAAAGGUGCCGAAAAGCAAGUCUGUGUGGAAACUGCGAGUGGCAACCACAUGAUUAAUAGAAGAUCAAUCGUAAUGGACUUAGAAAUAAAAGGAACACGCCAAACUUCGAAGAAGAUUUUACGUGGCGUUAGUACCAUGAACGAUUUAAAGUUAGCACCGCAGUAUCUAGACAAGGGAAAAAUUGAAAGUUAUCGUCACCUAAGGGGAAUGGCUGAUGCACUUUAUUACGAAGCUGAAGCGCCUAAAAUGUUAAUUGGGCAAGAUAAUUGGCAGUUUAUCGUAACUCAGCAAGUGAGAAGAGGACGACCCGGACAACCAGUGGCGUCAAGGACAAAACUUGGUUGGGUUUUGCACGGGGCAAAUCCAAGUGCUGAAAUGUCAAUCGAACAAAUAAACACGUGUAUCGACAUAAGUGAAAAUUGUGCAGUGAAAGAACAAUUGAAGUCUGCCAAUGAAGAAAGCGCAACAGAGAUGACUUUGAGCGAUCUACCUCGGCGCAUGACAGCAAUUUGCACCGAGGGGGAGCCGCAUGUAUCAUUCGACAUCAACGAGUCUUCUUACAGCUCUACAAACUGUAUCUGGCGAUCGAGUGAAAGCGGCAAGACAUACAAAACGAAUCUCGCAGCGACAAAGACGGCGAUAAGCGCUUUGAACACUGCAAAUAAGCUUCGAGGCACAAGACAAAAGAAAAAGGUUACAGAUAACACGUGCAACGGAAAAGACAAAGUUGUUAGAUCUGUACACAAUAGUAACACAGAUGUUCGCCGAGAACAAUCAAAAAGGAUGGCGAUGCAGGUACCUCCCUCUGAGACGCGCCGCCACAACACGGAACCUACGGCCAAGCGACGCAAGGACACUAGAAGGAAAUUUCGAUUUCACCAUAAAGGUUCAAGUACUGAACAUGAAGCAGCGUGCUACAACGACCAGCUUCGUUCAUCGUGGUGUUGGUGCCAGAAGAGUCGCCCAGGCAAAGAGAUGGUGCUACGCGCACGAGGGGGAGAAUGUGGGCGACCGCCAUAG